GCUCCUUUACAUACAGCCAGCCCCUGUAACCUCCAGGUAUGCAGAUGCCCCUUUUGUAGGCAUCGCGGCAGACACAAAGGAACUCGCUUCACUUUUUUUUCCUCCUAUUUUUAAGGUGACCGCCUUCAACCACGCGCCGUCCGCCGCUGGCCAGCCCGUGUGGCUGACGACAGUGAACAUCGCUCUCAGCUUGGAUAUUUGCUGUGUGUAUUUCACCGACAGCGACCAGUACAGGCUUUAAAUGCACUACUGAUAAGUUUCUAAUCUUAUUGAUGGUCGUUGCGUCAACGGAGGGGAGUCUGAGCUUCCAAAUUGGCCGCGAGCGAGCUGAUCUCUUAAUGGACCGCUGAAUUGUUAAAUGACACAGCGAUGAAUGUUGCGAUCUCUCUCCCGUGAUACAAGAUAGCUUAUCUGGAGCCGCAGCAGCUGCAUGUCUGUCGCUUUUAUGCAUAGCCUUUGCAGGGUCAAGAUGCAGUUUCGGACUGUGCUGGACGUGAAAGUCGUGGACGUGGAGAAGAGGCGCAAUCCGUCUAAACACUACGUGUAUCUCAUCAAUGUCACCUACUCUGACAACACCUCCCACAUCAUCUACAGAAGAUACAGCAAAUUCUUUGACCUACAGAUGCAGAUACUUGACAAGUUCCCAAUUGAGGGAGGGCAGAAAGACCCAAAGAAGAGGAUCAUCCCAUUUCUCCCAGGCAAAAUCCUGUUCCGGAGGAGUCAUGUGCGAGACGUGGCCAUGAAGCGGCUGCGUUUCAUCGACGACUACUGCAGGGCGCUGGUGCGACUCCCCCCUCAGAUCUCUCAGAGUGAGGAGGUGCUGCGCUUCUUUGAGACAAAAGCAGAGGACGUCAACCCCCCAGUGGAGGACUAUGGCUCAAAGCGCAAGUCCGUAUGGAUGUACGGCUUUACAGACAGCCCGAGGAAAGAGGCCUCAGGGAUUGACAGCUCGGAGCCCAUGGUGCUGGAGCAGUACGUGGCCGUGGCCAACUACGAGAGGCAGGAGAACUCGGAGAUCAGCCUCAAGGCCGGCGAGACGGUGGACGUGAUUGAGAAGAGCGAAAGCGGUUGGUGGUUUGUCAGCACAGCAGAGGAGCAGGGCUGGGUGCCGGCCACAUACCUGGACUCCCAGAAUGUUACCCGAGACGAUUUGGAUCUGGGCACUUCCAGGACUGGAGAAGUAACUAAGAGACGCAAGGCACAUCUGAAGAGGCUGGACCGCCGCUGGACCCUCGGGGGUAUAGUCAACCGCCAGCAGAGCAGAGAGGAGAAAUACAUGACCAUACAGCCACACACCAGUCAAGGGAAGGAUGAAGUCAGCUUUGAGAAAGGGGUCACCGUGGAGGUCAUCCAAAAGAACUUGGAGGGCUGGUGGUACAUCAGAUACUUAGGCAAAGAGGGCUGGGCUCCUGCCUCCUACUUGAAAAAGGUGAAAGAAGACUUCUCACCCCGCAAGAAGACCCUGACAGGCCCUGUAGAGAUCAUCGGCAACAUAAUGGAGAUCAGCAACCUGUUGCAAAAGAAGUCGGUCAGCGAGAAGGACAUCCAGACAGAUGGAGAGGGUAGCACUACUCCAGAGCGCCACAUCUCAAAGAGCGAGAUCAGCCUGCCCAUGCCCUAUAAUGCUGAAAUCAACGCUGAGACGGGCAGGAGGCUGAGCGCAGGCCGUGACACCAACAGCCCAUGUCUGGGAAUAGCAGCGAGUGCGGCCCUAAAUGAAAAUAAAGCGAGGGGCGAGCCAGGGUCCCCAGCUGUUGCGAGAGUGGCGCCGCAUAGAGUGGAAAUCGGCUUUGAUGCGAUAGGGUCUCCAAACCUCAGACAAAAACCUCCCCCACGAAGAGAACCUAACUUGGGAUUCCAGUUACCUAAGCCACCAGAGCCCCCUGCUGUGGAAGCAGAGUAUUACACUAUAGCAGAUUUCCAGUCCUCCAUCUCUGAUGGCAUCAGUUUCCGUGGAGGACAAAAGGCUGAUGUGAUAGAGAAGAACCCUGGAGGCUGGUGGUAUGUGCAGAUUGGAGAGAAGGAGGGCUGGGCCCCCUGCUCCUACAUCGACAAGCGCAAGAAGCCCAACCUCAGCCGUCGGACCAGCACCCUGACCCGGCCCAAAGUCCCACCCCCAGCUCCGCCUGUCAAGAAACCAGAAUCUGAGGAGGCUCCUCCUCCUGCUAACUCUGCCUCGAAAGUCUCGGAGCCGCCAAGCAGGCCUGUGUACGAGGAACCUGAAUACGAUGUUCCUGCAAUUGGAUGUGAAGGUGAAUCGGACACAGAUUCCCUGAAGGAUGAGCGCUCCCUGGAUGUAAAGAUCAGCAGCGUGGUCGGCGACAAGUACCGCAGCUCUCCUCCUUCCUGCAAGGCCUCUCCUCCUGUCUGCAAGGCGUCCCCUGUGUUCACUCACCGAAGAGCGUCCUUCAGGUCCGUAGAGGAGGUCGCAAAAGAGGAGUGUAUCUAUGAGAACGACGGCUUCAGGCCAAGCAGCAGUGUUGAAAGAACUUCAGUCAAAGGUUCUAGUGUGCCGAAUUCCCCACGGAGCUACCAUUCCUCCACAGUCCCACGCAAACCCUCCGGAUCCUCUCCUCUAGCUGGUAGACCCAUGAAGACCAUGACGCCUGAGUUGAACCGGAGAAGCCAGACCCUGGGCCGACACAUAGAUAUCAGCCUCAGGUCUCAGGACAACAGCCCCCACUCUUCAUCAGAUGAAUUGAGCAGAGGCCCAAAGAAAGGCCCUGUCUUCAGCCGGGAUGUGGAGCAAAGAAUAGGCCAGAGCCCCUCCACCAGGCCCAAGCCUUCUGUCAGACCUAAACCUCUCCUGACCAAAUCCGAACCCCAGAGUCCCGAGAGGAUGGACAUCAGCUCUUUGAGAAGGCAGCUGAGGCCUACAAGUCAGUUUCGGCCUCAUGGCCUCAAAGCUACUCGUGGGGAUGACUCGGAAACAGCCUCGGUCAUCUCAUCAGAGGACUCCAUGUGUUCGCGCAGCACCUCAGAUCUCUCUUCUGUUUACUCCAAAGGGAGCCGUGGUGACUCAGACGUGGAAGGCCCCAGCCUCUACCGCUCCCUGGAUGCCUAUAAGAAGGUCCAGGACUCUGAGAUCAGCUUUCCAGCCGGGGUGGAGGUCGAGGUUCUGGAGAAGCAGGAGAGUGGUUGGUGGUACAUCCGUUGGGUAUCCGAAGAGGGCUGGGCUCCCUCGUACUACCUGGAACCCGUCAGACAAGUGGCCGAUGUAGGUGGAUUAGAACUAGAUGGACACAGGAGUGGAGGCAGUAAGUCCAACAGCCUGGAGAAAAACGAGCAGCAGGUUUUGGCCCUCAACAACAUCAAUAUUCAGGGUCUGAGCCAGCAGCAUCAGAGCUUGAGAAGGAACACUCCACCAAUUCCUUCAAAGCCUCCUGGUGGCUUCUCGAAGCCGUCUGGGAUGGUCAAUGGAGGAGUUCGGAUGAGGAACGGGGUACGCCAGGUGGCAGUGAGGCCUCAGUCUGUAUUUGUGACCACAACACAGCCAGCCAAGGAUGGACACUACAUGACCGGGUCUCUGAGGCGAAAUGACUCCCUUGGCAGAAGUGAUCACUACAGUUCCGGUUCUGCAACUCUUGGCGUCCGCCGAAAUGCCUCCUUCAGCACUGUGCGGCCACAUGUAGUCGUCGAGAGUCAGACGAGGCCUGCGGAGCGCUCCAGCCUGGGCUCCUCAGGGAGCGCCUUCAGCACAAGCAAUGUCCAGGACGCCCUUAGCAGAGUUAACCAACGCAACGGCAUUCCAGUGUCCACCGUUCGACCCAAGCCUAUAGAGAAGAGCCAACUGAUCCACAAUAACCUUGGCAGGGAUGUGUACGUGUCCAUCGCUGACUAUCGUGGCGAUGAGGAAACAAUGGGUUUCACUGAGGGCACCUGUCUGGAGGUGUUGGAAAGAAACCCCAAUGGAUGGUGGUACUGCCAGGUGCAGGACAGCCUGCUUCCCCGCAAGGGCUGGGUCCCCUCCAACUACCUAGAGCGGAAAAAAUAAACCCCCCACAUCCUCCCCCUCCCCCCUUCCCUCCCCUUUUGAUGUCUCCAAGGACGUCGGUGGCAUCGCUCUUUAAGAAUGUUACCUGCAAUCUCCCGUAAGCAAUAUGUCCUUGAAAAUGUACAUUUUAUGACGUCGUGUAAAAAGAAAGAUGUUUUAAUCUGAUAAGGAAGGACACUUUUAGUGCUGGUUUACUAAAAUGUAUACAAAGAGGAGUGUAAAGAUUUUAAAUAUUUUGGCUGGGAACGAGAGACAGACGUGGGAUUGAUCAUCCUUGAGAGAGGAAUUUUGAAGAGGACAGUGUCUUUGUGAUAUAAAAUGGUAUGAAUGGGAGAGAUAACCUCUUAAAGAGGUUUGCAACAUGUAAUACAGAAGUUGAGCAGGGUAAUGGUUAUGCUUAUUCCUGCCCAUCACUGACUCUGAUGGCCGAUAAGUGCCUUUUGUAUUUGAUCACCUGAAUGGAGGUCCAAAAUGGUGGAUGGCAAAAUAUGAAAUCAACCAAAUCUUUUCAGUGCCAUAGGCCUAUGAACACCACCAAUAGUAUUUCUAUUACCAGUUAAGAGCUCUCCUAUAGAGUGCAAAGUUUAGAUCCAGAGUGCUCUAAUUGGUCCAACACAGAUUAAAGAGAAAAUGCAGGUGACUCAGUCACCAGAGAAUUUAUUUGUUUAAUGCCACAAGUCAUCGAGCAAACUAAAACAACAUUUUAAUCGCGUUAUCAAUAUUUUUAUUUAGUUUCAUUGUCCAUGUUUAAAUGUCUUGUGUUGAUGCAAGUCUUCCUUAGAGAAUUGUUUCUGCUUUCUUGUGACAUCUGUUUUCCACCGACAGCCAAGAAUUGGAAAAGUUAAAGCUCCUGCCUGACACAUGCAAAAUAUGUAGUUGGUGUUCAUGUUUUACGAUUUGGAAUCUUUUUUUUUUUUUACAGAAGCCCUAAAAUAUAUUUAUACUUUUUAUCCCAAAUGUAACUAUCUUGGAUAGUAAAUAUAAAAACCUGUGAAACUUGAAAAUAACAGAUGUUUUCGUUUUCUGGAAAGUCAAAGGAACAACGUAUAACUCCAGAACAAAACCACCUCAUAUCUGGGUAGCUAAUAAUCUCAAAAGAUGAAAACAAUUGGAAAGGUUUAGGUUUACUGUAGUGCUUUUAGUUCCAGGAACAGUUAAUUUUGUAUAUAUUUUUGUUUUGUAUACAUAUAAUAAUACCACUGUUGUGGAAAUGUAGUAAAUAAGUACUGGAAAUGCAGUGAAAUUAUUGAAUCCCAGGGACAUAUUUGCAAAGCAUGUAUCCCAAAAUGUGAUCAAACCAAAGAGAAAUGAGAAAUGUCUUUACAUUGGCUAUUUUUUUUGGUGAUUUAACUGUUUAUUUAUGGUACAAGUAAUACAAUGUAUUCAACAAAAUGCCUAAAACUUUUUUAAUUGGAGAAAAAAAUCAGUACCUGGAAGCACUUGAUAAUUUUUUCUCAAAGUUGUAGAUCUAUAAAACUAGAAGUAAACAAAUAACCUGUAAUAUUAGAUACUGCAGUGCAGUAUGGGUUUUGACAUUACAUAGAAGAAAACAUAGUGUACCUCUUCAAGUAUUUCUUGCAUCUUCCAAAUUACAGCUGAAUUCAAAUCAUAUAUUAAAAAGAUAAUAUAAAAAAGACUUAUCAUUCACACAAAAAAAUAUCAAGUUAGUAAUAAUUGUCCCCAAAUGCAGGAUUUGACAAAUUCAAAUGGCUGAUGUUCAAGACUGCUGAAAUACAUUUUCUAACGAGCGGUGUGAGCUCUCUGUGUGAGGCUGAACACAAACUAUUCAUUAUGUUUCUGCUGGACAGUAUCACAGUAUUAAACAAAGUACUUUACCUGCUAGAUCGCAGUUAUCUAUUUUAGCGAAACCAUAUUUGUUUUUUGUUUGUCCAUUUGUUACUCCGUGACAAUUUGAUCACACAGUGACAAUAAUGAGGAACGAAGUGGUUCUGUUUUGUGAAUUAGUGCACUUUAAACUUGUUUUUAUGGUGCAUUAAUGUAAAGAUGCAGUAAAUACUCAGCAUUUUAUUUAUUGAAAACAUUUUUGUAAUUAUUUAAUUUUUUUUAGAUUCUUUUUCUUUCUUGACCUUAAAUGAGAGGUGGGACUGUAAUGAGUCCUCUCCAUGACAGUGACCACCCCAAGUUUGACUAGAAUUGGAGCUACAGAGUCCUCUUGUGGGGGUCAAAGGUACUACAACAUGAUUUUUAUCCCAUCCGCAGGCUGAGCAGCCGUCCUACCUCAGUGCAAUAAGAAAUGCACUGCUGGUCAGUGAGUCUCACCAAAACCUGUACAGAUUUUUUUUUGUUAUUUUUCUGAAAUCUCAGUGCAGCUAAAAUAUUUUUUGUAGCACAUGUUUUGUAUUGGGCAAUUUUUUUUUUUUUUUGUAAAAAAAAAAAAAAAGGUUUCUUUUCUCUAUGCUGUGUUCUGCAACUUUAGCAAAUCAUGGGCACUUCCUUCAUCUUUAUUGUGCUUUACAUAAUGCCUGAUUUUAUGUAUAUUUAUUUUAAAUAGUUUUAUAUCUUACCACCGUUUGACAAUCACCUUAAUCCUACACCCAAAAUAUUAUUGUAAAGCAUUAUAAACAUCAUGCUUUUUACACAAAUUGGACUUUACUCAUGUUAAAAUGCAGACCAAGCAACAAAAAUAAUCCUAAUUUUGUCUCGUAUGUGAGGUAUUUGGAUUUAUUUUAGUAUAUGAAAAUUACAAAUAUAAUUUUUCUUCGGAUAAAUAAUAAAACUAAGAAUUAGGAUGUUGAUUUUUGCUGUCUAGCAAGAAGUCACCUUCCCAUCCAGACGAAGGCAUUAUGUAAAUGUGUUAAAUCACUUUGUACAUUCGCUCCAGCACAUAUUAUUAUUGCAUAUUGCUUCAUUGAUUGAGCUGAAUUUACUUGGCUGAAAUAGCAAGGGAAUCGUUGUGUGUCAAGCAAACAUUUAGCUGUGUAGCAUCUAUCUUUAUUCAUGAUUUUUUUUUCUUAUUUCUCUUUUUUUUUUUUGCCCUUUUUUGUCAAAUUCUGAAAUGUACCCGCGAGGAAAUGUGCAAUAGAUAAGAAACACAUCAUGCUUCAACAAGAGGAAAAAUAUUACAGGUUUUUGAAAAACGUGAACAAUGCCAUUUCAUCUGUUGGGAGUAGAUAUUCCCAGUCAAACUGCCAGUCAUGAGCUUUUGCCAUCAUUUCAAGUGUAUCAUUUUAAGUUCAUCUUAAAGAGUUGAUGUGAAAAGGCCCUGAAAGCAUUGGAAACUCAUUGGACCAAAGCAGUCGUAUGUGACAUCUCAUUAUCUCCUGACGUGAUGGACUUUUAUAAUGACUAGCAUGAGAAUCUCUGCUCCUCCAGCCCCGGAUCAGCAGGGGACAGUGAUUUGUGAAUGGCAUGGCAGAAACCCGCUGACCCAUUCUGUAUUAACAUUACAGCCAUCUGGGGUCUUCUUUACAGAGGGAGAGUCAUGGGCCCAUCAUCAGGGGCCUCAGUGGCCCUGCUCUGAGCUGUCACAUUCGUGCCUGAAUGGAAUUUUGAUAGUUUCUUGUUUUUGUGUUGUUGUUGUUUUCUUCUUGUUUUGUUUUCUUUUUUUGGAGUGUUCCCUCUCUGCACCUACGCAGAUGCCUCUCUUGACAUUUACCCCGACAUUGUCAAACCAAGUCAGACUUUUCCUCACCAAUCACCACGGCAAAGGUGACAUUUGGAGCGGUCGACGGGAGGGACUCUGCAGUAAACAAGAGAGCAGGGAGAUGAACGCCCCUUCAGGCCAUUUCACUUCAAUCCAUCAACUUCCAGGAUGUACGCCAAAAAUAGAAAAACCUUUAUUUUUCUCUUUGCUUCGCCCCAGGCAGGCCUUAUCCAUGUGCUACAGGUGAAUACGUCAUUGUGCUAAAGACUUCCUGAGUGUACCGGCCAAUAUGGAGUUCCCCUUUUAGUUGAGGGGGAAUGUAUCUGUAAACCUUUUUGCUGGGAGAGUACGGAGUUAAAAUCCACCUUGAAGAAAUUAUUGGAGAAAUACCCUGAUUUGCUUUCUUACUUAGCGUUAGACAAGGAGAGCGAUGCCACUCUCAUGAUGUUAAGACAUGUUGUUGAAUGCCCCUCCACUCAAAAAUGUGUUAUGUUACCUGGCUUUGAUCUUCAAUGUGCAGAGUAGAGAAGAAUGUUCGAAUGGCCAUCUGCUAAAGGGACAGUUCUCUGAGCUCACAUUAAAUUGGACUGAAUUUAAGCAUGAUUUUAGUGGCAUCACAAAUGAAAGGGGCUGUAAUUGAUGCUUUGGAGGCAGAAGUGACCAUUUUGGACGAGAAGGUGGUUCUGUGGGUGUUACACAGGUUACCGUCCUGAUGGGAGCAGGCUAUUUACUGAGAAGCAAAUUUUGGCAAGUGGAAAACAGAAAAAUGAUCAGCCAGUAAUGCUGAAUAAGAUAUUUUUAAAUGACCAAAAUUUUUAGCUAACUUUGAUGAACUGAAAGGCUCAAAGUUUGAAGGUGAAAACAUGGACACCACCCAAAAACAAGUUCACAGUUAUUUAAAUGUACACAGUACCAAGGAUACACACUGAUGCAUCUAUUCUGAUUGCCCUAAACAUUUAUUUUCUCUUUUACUCCAAAUGGAACCAUAAUUCACAAAAUAAACAUGUUGUAUUGAAGAAGAUUCGAAAGUAGCGAUUGGUGAUCAUAAACUCAUUCGGAAAAUGUUUACUGAGGUAAUAAGUCAUUUUCUAAUGGACUUCUAUACAACCUGAUUGUUUUUGCAACAAGAGGAGUCGCCCUCUGCUGGCCAUUAGGAAGAAUGCAGGUAUAAGGCACUCCUUCAUUGAGGUAUUCCCUUGUUAUCUCCUGGUUUAAGAUCAGUAUUUAGCACGAUGACAUGAGAGUGGUAUCUAACUCUCUGCAAGAAAGCGAAUGUGUAUUUCCCAAACUGUUACAGUUUUCUUUUUCAGUAAUAUCAGCUCGGCCUAUUUCAGCUACACCACUCUUAAAACCUGCGUGCAUCCACUCGGCAGAAUGGAAUUGGAAUUGACUGUGGCAAUAUUUUUGCAAUCCGUGUGCGCACAUGCCAACACAUGCUCAAUGAUGAUGAGGAGUCAUUCACGCCAGAGGAAACAUAUGAGUUUUCUCGACAUAUUCCCCGGAGGUCAGCCGGGUGAGACAGCUCCGCUACGCUGGCACGCUGUUUUUAUUCCUCGCUCUCUUUUUAUUUUAACAAAUGGACGGCACCUGUCAGGCGUGAAGCACCGUAAGCUCAGUAACCCCCAACGCUAGCUGCCUCCAUAGCAUAUUCCUCCUGGCUACACUUCCUUCCUGCUUCCCCACUUCUCUUUCUUUCUUUCUUCCGCACAUUUUCCAUCUUUCUCCUUCCUCGACACAGCUGAGCAGUCUAUUCCCGGUGAAAUGAUUGAGAUAUCUAGGAGGGUUUGGGUGGUGGUGGGGGUGUGUGUGUGUGUUUUUGCAUGAUGAGAUGGAUUGUUUGCAGGUGCACUCAGGAGAAGAGAAUUGGGAGGUCAAGGAGGAGAUUUGUGAGAGCAGUAUGCAGGGAGACACAAGAUGGAUCAGAUAGUGGAUUCUAGUAGAAAGGCUGAGAGCGAGGUGAGAGGAGCUCUGCUUUGAUAGGAGGGAGAUGAAAGGCUGUUGGGCACUCUGAAAACUAUGAAAAAUAAUUCCUUCCAACAGGGAGCCCAUUUUAUCUAACUCCUCUACCCACCUUCAUCAAACCCCAAAAUCUAAUGAGCUCUCUGCUUCUGAACCUGAGCUGUGAUCUCAUUACUCCAAACAAUGUUUUAAUUGCAGCACUUGAUGUUUUUGAAGCUGCUUUGCAAGGAGUCAGAAACGAGUUCACACUACAGAAGCUUCUCUCAGUCUCACUCCAUCCAUAGAAUAACUUUUAAAAACUGAUCUGAUUGUAGCUUCUUUUACUGUCAGAGUCUUCAGAUCUUAUGUAGCCCUGAGGGUGUGAGAGUUGAGCUUGGUGUUGAAAAAGUUUUUUUUUUUUUCUGGAAUAAGACAAAAAAAAAUGGCUUCAAAUGUUGGAUUCCUUGUCUCUUUUUUGCCUUAUUCCUCAGUGUUUUUGUUGAGAAAAUAAUUGAAUGUUUUAAAAGUGGUAACACAGGACUUGAAGUGAUUGUUCACGUCUAAUGAAAUGAAUGGGAAAAAAGGGCUUCAAAAGUCACCCAGCUCUGAAAGGCAGUGAUUUCUGAGUUGACAAAGGCAGUUGUUUGAGAGACGGAGGGGUAGGUUUGAUAAGAAAGUUUCAGUAAGUGUGUGGGAGCAUGUUUGAGGUAUUUAGGGAAAUGAUUUUGUAGGUUUUUUAAUUAAUAUGUAGUUUUUGUUUGAGUGAGAGAGAAGAAAGAAAAGAAUAAGCGAAGCUGGAGGGCUUGUGGUAAGAAAAGAAAAAAAUCCCAAGCCUGUGAAUCAGGGAAUGCUGAUUAUUUACGUCGUUCAGAAAACUUCCUCACAGAAUCGCAGUUGUUUGACGCGCCAGCGGGCAUCAGCGGGAGCUGUCUCCCCGCUGCAGCAAAGCGGCUGUGUCGAGGAAUGAGGCACGCAGCUGUGUCUCUGUGGCACAUUUCUUUGUCUCUGUUUGAAUCCCUGUUUCUAAUUAGCACAACAGUGUGUCUUAAUUAACCUUUGCCAGUCAGACGAUACUCCAGCGCUAACAGCGUCCUAAUCAAGAACACUGCGGCCUGCUGCCAUCCUGCACGGGAGCCUCUGCUGCCGGUCGGAGCUCAGCCAUAUUUCUGCGAGCUUUGGAGGCGAGCUGUCAAAAAUGAUUGAUGCUGACUUACAGCUGAGGUAGAUUUAUGAGAAGGUGGAGCCUGUUUGGAGCCUGGAUGUUGCAUUUAUAGAAUAGAAUUUGUCACCACCCUGCUGUGGAGAGCAGCGUGCCAAAAACACAAACUUGGAAGCCCGAUGCCAUCAAGCUCCUGAUCUAUAAAUUCUGACAAAAAACAAUCCGUUACCAGCAUGUCAACCACUCUAACAAACACAAUAACAACUACAGGCCUCGAGUUGGACCAAAGGAGGUGCUAUUCUUUUAUUUUCUCCUUUUUUUUUUUCUUUUUUAUUACCAUUGUUGUUAUGCAAAUUGUGUUUAACUCUUGCAAGCUCUUUGUUUUCAAAAGAUAUGCCAUGAGGAGACUUAGGAGGAUUUCUUCCACUGUAAAUGUCAACAAAUCAUCCAUUGGGGAGUCAUCUGCCCACCAAAUCAUACAUGGUGACAAGGCCACACACUUAUCUGUUCAAGGUGUCAUACACCAGUGCACUAGGACAAAAUACAACGAGACAAAUAGUGUCCAAAUUGGAGACAUUCUGCACAUGUGCAUUCCUUUUGAAAACAGGGCAUUUUCUUAUCUACCGUUUCAUUUUGACAAGUCUUGUUCUUUUUUUUGUAUCUUGUACAUGUUUACAUUGUAUCUCGCAUUGCCCAAAAGAGAAACAAUAUUAAAUGUAUUAUCUUUGUUGUUUUAAA
Centropristis striata (black sea bass) is the source of this 11433-nucleotide messenger RNA. It is a transcript of the gene sh3pxd2aa, whose product is annotated as SH3 and PX domains 2Aa. The coding region runs from base 431 to 3994 and encodes 1187 amino acids. The transcript has 16 exons. Gene Ontology annotation, molecular function: phosphatidylinositol binding; protein binding; superoxide-generating NADPH oxidase activator activity. Gene Ontology annotation, biological process: superoxide anion generation. The record is from RefSeq and is a predicted model, not a curated record. NCBI's taxonomy places the organism in Eukaryota, Metazoa, Chordata, Actinopteri, Perciformes, Serranidae.